UCCCUACAUACACACAAGUAAGAACUCAACAACACAAAGCGCGUGUGUGUAGCUAGCUGAGCUAGGUAAACAAGCUACUCUACUUUGUUGCAGGAUCAGGAUGUCAUCGUGGGUGGUGGAUAUGGAAAAGAAGCUCGAGGACGCCGAGCUGCCGGCGAAGGUGGAGAGAUGUCCGAAGCACUCCAUCUUCCGCGUCCCACCGCAAUUCAAGGCAGUCGAUAGCAGCCUAUACAAGCCGCGGACAGUGUCUCUGGGCCCGUUUCACCACGGCGACGAGGACCUGAAACCCAUGGAGGUACACAAGCUGAGGGCUGUCCAUCGCCUCCUCGACCGGACCAACUGCAAGACCAACAUUGCCGAGCUUUUUGCCGCUGUGGAGGAGGUUGCCCAGGAGCUGGAGGACGCCUAUAUGGACCUGGAUGGCGAGUGGCGGGGCAAGGAGAACAGGGGAAAGUUCCUCCAAAUGAUGAUCACCGACGGCUGCUUCCUGCUGGAGGUGAUGAGGGCGGCUGAAGACCUUGGGAAGAAGCCCGACGAGCGCGGCGACCACAUCUUCAGCUGGCAGGGUAUGGAGCAUCUUAAGCCCUUCGUCCAGCGAGACAUGCUCAUGGUUGAGAACCAGCUACCACUCAGAUUGCUCGAGACGAUCGUGGCCGCGGGCAGCGGCACAUCCCCCAACGCGGCUUUGAUAAAUUCGAUGGUGCUCCGGUUCCUGGAAGGCAAAUAUGCCCCUGAAGGGACGAACCAGCUGGGACUCCAUCCGCUCGACAUCUACCGGACGACCCUGCUCAAGGCCGCCCAAAAGCCUCUUGGGAAUGACGGAGGCACAGGUGACGCCAAGGUGAUGACGCCGCCGGCGCAUCAUGACAUUGUUUCUUCGCGGAGAAUCGUGCCUCGAUCGGCAUGGAAGCUGUCCCGGGCAGGGAUAUGGUUCGUGCACAAGAAGACGAGCUACCUCGACGACAUCGAGGUGGACGACAAGGGGAAGCUCCAGAUGCCCAUACUCCAGCUGGACGACUCCACCGCAUACAGGUUCCGCAACAUGAUGGCGUUCGAAGCGGGGCAUGACGACACCGGCAAAGAUGUGACGGCGUACGUGCGGUUCACCAGGGACCUCCUGGACUCCGCCGAAGACGUGCGUCUGUUGACGAGGAAGGGGAUCUUGGAGCACGACCUCGACAGCGAAGCCGUGCGGAGGCUCAUCCGCGGCCUCGCCAGGGACACGUCCCCCCCGGCUGUAGGGACUCAGCUGUGGCGCGUGCGUGGAGACGUGGAGUACGGCUACCGCAGGGACCUGUACGGCAGGAACCGCGUGCGCCUCUUCCUAUAUGAGUCAUGGGCUGACCUCAGGAGCAAUCACUUGAGGAGCCCCUGGACGAUCCUUGCCCUGCUCACCGCCACCUUGCUGCUGGUCGCAGACAUCCUGCAGGCCGUGUAUACGGUCAAAUCGUACCAUGGACCUGACAAGGGCGACACCAAAAUGCAUUAAUAAGCAGUAUCUCUCACCCCCCCCUAUGGAUUAAUCAGAGGGACAAGUUGGUUAUCUCUCUCCCUCUCUCUGUCCAUCGUCCUGGCGUUAGCUUCCGCCCGCUGCUUGCCACGAAUAAACAUGGAAGAAAAUUUGAGUAGGUCUGCUCUCUCUCUCUCUCUCUCGCUCAUGUGUUUGAGAUGCCAAACAGUCUCCGUUUGGGCCGGCCGUGUUAGCCAAAGUCAUUUGUAAUGCCAAACCAUUUCAUUUUCAGUUUUGCUAAGUCUCGGUCGACUUAGACUUCAGUAUGUCUCAAUCGAUGUUAUAUUUCAUUGAUCUUGCAUUGA
Molecule: messenger RNA, 1815 nt
Organism: Triticum urartu
Lineage: Eukaryota; Viridiplantae; Streptophyta; Magnoliopsida; Poales; Poaceae
Source: RefSeq, a predicted model, not a curated record